AUGAAAACAAUAGCAACAAGAAAAAGGUGUAAACUUCCCAGAACAGGCUCAGAUUUUGAAAAUGUGAUAAAGAGGUUAUUGUGCGUCCGAACUUUUCACACAAGAAUUGGGGGAGAUUUAACACCAGGAAUAAUAAACAGAGGAAGACCAGCUAAUGCAGAGCAGAUGGGCCUGCAGGCCAGUGCCGAGCAUGUCAACGCCUUCCCCUUGGACCUAUGGGCUCAAGACGACUGAAUGCUGCUUUCUUUAGUUAAAAAUAAAGUUAACACAGUGGGAGAAACUAUAAAUAUGGCUGGUUUGAUUUCUGGGAUGGUGAAUAGACUAAAGAUUUAAAGAACCUACUAUGUGGCAGGCAUUCUACAUUCACUGCUUUAA
Messenger RNA from Hipposideros armiger (great roundleaf bat), 375 nucleotides. It is a transcript of the gene APRG1, whose product is annotated as APRG1 tumor suppressor candidate. The record is from RefSeq and is a predicted model, not a curated record. Lineage: Eukaryota; Metazoa; Chordata; Mammalia; Chiroptera; Hipposideridae.